AAUUAUGUCUCACGGCUACUGUGGCUAGCUUCAUAUACAUUCAACCAACUGGAACCCCAAGCUGUUUAUUAGCAGGUGGAACGGGGGAAAAAAACAUUUUGAGCCUAGACGUGAUUCGGAUAUCAAUUAAUUAAUUAUCACUUCUUGACUAUGAUCCACUGAAUCGUUUGACAUUGUUUUAUGAUUCCGAUAAUGCCGCCCCCGUCUUGGUUUAUCGCUGGUAGCGUUUUAUUCCUAUCUCUUCCGAUAGCAUUCGGGGCGAAGGGACCACAUCAAUGCACUGAGAAGGAUUAUUACUAUGAGUACACAGAAUGUGACAGUACAGGGUCUCGAUGGAGAGUAGCAAUUCCUCAGAGGGGCCAAGGAUCCUGCACUAGCCUACCAGAACCUGUAAGAGGAACAGAGUGCACAUUUUCCUGUGAGGCAGGGGAGUUUCUGGAGCUGUCUGCUCAGGAGUGUACUCAGUGUGCAGCAGGGACCUACUCUUUGGGCAGUGGUGUUCGUUUUGAUGACUGGGAAAGCCUGCCCGCAGGGUUCAGUUCCCUGGCAACUGACCUCGACAACGGUCCCGGGGGUGACGACAACCUCAGCUGCAACAGUUCGUCAUGGAUCCCUCAGGGAAGUUACCUGGAGUCUAAUAGAGAUGAGUGUACUGUCUCUCUGAUCUAUGCCGUCCAUCUGAAGAAACAGGGAUCAGUCAGCUUUGAAUACCAGUACCCAGAUGACAACCUCUUCUUCCAGUUCUUUAUCCAGAACGACCAGUGUCAGGAGCUGGACCAGACAGCUGAUAAGAAGUGGCUUCAGCUCACCACUCAAGGGAAUUGGGCCACACACUCCGUGAAUCUGAAAUCUGGCACUAACAUCUUGUACUGGAGGACAGCUGGGAUUGUAAUAGGAACUAAAGUACUAAAACCUGUUCUGCUGAAGAACGUGCACAUAGAGGGAGUAGCCUAUACGUCUGAGUGUUUUCCAUGUAAACCAGGGACGUUUAGUCCAACCCCAGGGUCCUCCAGAUGUCAACCCUGCCCCAGGGACACCCACUCGGGUCACGGUGCCAGCUCCUGUACCCUGUGCAAUACCAGCACACACUAUGCACCGGAGGGAUCAAGUGGGUGUAAAGCAAGACCGCCGUGUUCCACAAAGGAUUAUUUCCAGAUCCACACCCCCUGUGACAAAGAGGGCAAGACACAAGUAAUGUACAGGUGGGUUCAGCCUCAGAUCUGUUUAGUCAGUGUGGCCGGGGCUGAAACACUACCCCCCUCUGGUGCCCGGGAACCCUGCCCCCCCUGCAACCCAGGCUUCUAUAACAAUGACACAGCUACCUGCUCUCCCUGCCCCCCAGGGACUUUCUCUGACGGGGUCAAAGCGUGUGAGUCUUGUCCAGCAGGUACUGAGCCUGUUGUUGGUUACCAGUAUAAGUGGUGGAACGUCCUUCCGGCCAACAUGAAGACGUCCUGCUUCAAUGUGGGGAACUCCAAGUGUGACGGCAUGAAUGGCUGGGAGGUAGCUGGGGACCACAUCCAGAGUGGAGCAGGGGGCUCUGAUAAUGACUACCUCAUCCUAAACCUCCACGUGCCUGGCUUCAAGACUCCUACUUCAGUGACAGGGGGAGCCGGGACGGAGUUUGGCCGUAUCGUCUUUGAAUUCGAGAUGGUGUGUUCUGCUGACUGUGAGCUCUACUUCAUGGUGGAUGUGAACAGGAAGAGUACCAAAGUGUUGGAAUCCUGGAACGGCAGUAAGGACAGGCAGUCCUACACACACAUCAUGAACAAGAACGCCUCUGUCUCCUACACAUGGGCCUUCCAGAGAACCAACCAGCCCUCUGACGUGCGUCAGAAAGUGAGCGAUGUGGUGCGUAUCCACUCCAUCACGGUGAGUAACAGUGUGGACGGGGUGUCGUCGGAGUGCCGUGCCUGUGCCCUCCUGGCCCAGCCCUCUGGCUCCCUGUGUGUGCCCUGCCCCCCGGGCCACUACAUACACCCACACACCAGCCAGUGCACCGAGUGCCCCCCCAACACACGGCUGACCUCACACAGCUCCCCGGGUCCGGAGGCCUGCUCGCCCUGCGGGCCGGCCAGCAAGAGCACCAAGGACCACAGCCGCUGCUUUAAUGACUGUGUGUUCUCGUACUCUGAGAACAACGUGUCUCUGAGGUUUGACUACAGUUCUCUGGGCUCGGUUGGAACACUGAUGAAUGGGCCCAGUUUUACCUCCAAGGGCACCAAGUACUACCAUCUUUUCAACAUCAGCCUCUGUGGAGGAGAGGGUAGGAGGGCUGUGUGUACAGACAACGUGACUGACCUAUCAAGUGCUGACUCGCCGAGGGAAUCGGGGGAAAUAACAAACGUGGUGGAUACUUUCAUCUGUCAGUCAACCAUCAUUCCUUCCAGUGGGCGUGGUUUUCGCACAGCAUUGUCCUCCCAGUCCAUCAGCCUCGCAGACACCUUCCUGGGAGCGACUGUGGCUUUGAAUCUGGAUGGAGUCCAGGCGAGACCAGACCUGUUUCCGCAGACCAGCAACAAAAUCCCAGAUGUCAACUUCUACUACCGUUCCCUGGAGGCCACCUCGUCAUGUGAUGCAGGCCGCAGUGUGGUGGUGGUGCUUCGCUGUAACCCAGACAGGAGCACACAAGGGGAGCUCACAGUACCAAGUCAGUGCCCGGCGGGGACGUGUGAUGGCUGUACAUUCCACAUCCUGUGGGAGAGCUCAGGAGCGUGUCCUCACUGUAGCCCUCAAGACUAUCACCAGAUAGAAGGAGCCUGCAAGGGCAGACAACAGGACAAGCUGUUUGUGUGGAACGAACCAAAGCGUUGUGUAGGAGGGGUGUCCCUCCCCGAAAAGUUGACCUUGCCCUGUGAGAGCCUGGAUUUCUUGAUAAUGAUGGGGGCGGUGAUAGGAGUCUUCGCUGCCGCAGUGCUCCUCUCCAUCACCUGCUACUUCUGGAAGAAGAACAAGAGACUGGAGUAUAAGUACUCGAAACUGGUGAUGUCCUCCAAUAAAGAGUGUGAACUACCUGGGGCGGACAGCUGUGCCAUGAUGGAGGGAGAGGAGAAUGAGGGAGACAUGGAGGACGAAGUGGUGUACUCCAAAAAAAUCUCUCUGAUCCGCAAACUCAAAGCCAUUGCAUUGAGGGGAAACCGAGAUAACUAUGAAAAUGUCCAGUUGAACAGCUCCCAGUCAAAUGGAUUGGUGUGGGGUUGAAGAAGGAGUGAAGAACAGAGUGAGGGAGGUUAGGGACCUAGCUCUACAAAGACUAGUAACAGAUCUCCACUGUUGAGGGAUUAAACACCCCCUGAGAAUGCACAUUCAAUUACCUCACCAACAUGCCAAAGGUCUGGCCUUCUCUCUGGGUGGGACAGAGUAGUCCAUCUGAAGGCAAGUGUGCAUGGGGGUGGUGUAAGAGAAUGUGGUGUACAUAGGGUUGGUGUAAGAGAAUGUGGUGUACAUAGGGUUGGUGUAAGAGAAUGUGGUCUACAUAGGGUUGGUGUAAGAGAAUGUGGUGUGCAUGGGGGUGGUGUAAGAGAAUGUGGUGUACAUAGGGUUGAUUAAGAGAUUGUGGUGUGUAUGGGGCGGUAUCAGAAAGUGUGGUGUACAUGGGGGAGGUGUAGGAGAUUGUAUUUGUCUGCUCAGGUAAAGAGAACAUAUCUUUGGAAUGUUUUUGUUUUGUUGCUUUGUAUUCACCCACUAAGAAAAUUGUGAUCUGAGGAAAGGCCCUUGAGAAACAGGUCCCACUGUUCCCUCUGAUAGACCAGGGGAUGAUUUUAACCAUGGGGGCACCUGUCUAAUCCAUUGAGAUCUACAGAAUUGCACACACAGCCCUAAAUACCCAGCAUGCACGCACACACAUUAGUACAGUCUCAUCUCAGUCUGACCUGCACCCCCCUGUGAGCCUUAACACAUUUCUCUCCUCGUUAAGCGGGCUGUUUGGACUUAGGGUUGCCAUGGAAAUAGUCAAGAGGCAAUGUCCCUUACCUGUCUGUUUCCAUUCAGGAGUUGUGAAGUUACAUUUUGCACUCAAAGAUACAAUAACAUUCUGUCUGCCUUUCUGUUAUUUAAUGUGAAAUAAACAAAUUUAUUUGUGUACAAUAUCAACUGGUACUUUCCCUUAUAAUAAAAUGUCUGCACACACAAAAAGCA
Messenger RNA from Esox lucius (northern pike), 4137 nucleotides. RefSeq lists its product as uncharacterized. NCBI's taxonomy places the organism in Eukaryota, Metazoa, Chordata, Actinopteri, Esociformes, Esocidae. The transcript is spliced from 22 exons. Bases 181 to 3201 code for a protein of 1006 amino acids. The record is from RefSeq and is a predicted model, not a curated record. Gene Ontology annotation, biological process: positive regulation of BMP signaling pathway.